AUGUCGCUUAGUCGCUGUCGUCAACUCAGUCAAGAACAACGAUCUCAUGCUGCAACCUAUACAUUAGCCAUGUCCGAAGAUAAUGAACCGUUAGUAGCAGCACCUUAUUCUGCAAAAGUAAGUGUCUGAUGUUAUUAUCUAUCCUCUACGGCUUUUUCUCUUUUCCAAGAGAACGGCACUUACCGAUGCAACAAAUAUUCAGCAUAUGAUGAACAUUCCCAUUGCUUCUUCGGCACCAUCGGAUGUCUUCUCUUAUCAAAUUUUAUCGUCGUUUGGUGAUGCUAUGUCUCAAAAAUGAUAUUGAUCAUCGUUUAUACAUGUAAAUAGUCAUCUCGGUUGAAGAAGUAAUUUUUUCCUAUUUUCUGUGAUUAUUCUUGAGUAACCCAUUGCGGCAAUUCUUAAAGAAAUGUGCCAUUUAUCUUUAUUCAUUAUUUUUUUAAUGCAAAAAUCAUUUAAAUCGACGUUUUUGAAAAAAAGCCUAUUGAAAUUCACUUUUUAAAAAUUCUUUUAGAAACUCUGUUUAAUUUAACUCUGUUUAACCCUUUAACGGGCGAAUUUUGGAUAGCGAAGUUCUGUUGCUGCCGAUGCUGCAGUCAGGUAGGCCGUGGCUUAGACUAUCAUGCACGUUGAUCGGGUCAACAAUAUUGAGGUACUGCACGC
Messenger RNA from Didymodactylos carnosus, 660 nucleotides. The record is from the annotation of a GenBank genome assembly. Lineage: Eukaryota; Metazoa; Rotifera; Eurotatoria; Philodinida; Philodinidae.